Messenger RNA from Triticum turgidum subsp. durum (durum wheat), 993 nucleotides. The record is from the annotation of a GenBank genome assembly. NCBI's taxonomy places the organism in Eukaryota, Viridiplantae, Streptophyta, Magnoliopsida, Poales, Poaceae.
AUGGCCGGGAUGGACCCUGGCGGGGGCAGCCCGGGCGCCGGCAGCUCGCGCUACUUCCACCACCUGCUCCGCCCGCAGCAGCAGCAGCAGCCCUCGCCGCUCUCGCCCAACUCCCACGUCAAGAUGGAGCACUCCAAGAUGUCGUCGCCCGACAAGACCCCCGUGGGCGACGCGGACGCCGGCGGGAGCGGCGGCGGCGCUGGCGCUGACCAGCCGUCGUCGUCUGCCAUGGUCCCGGUCGACGGUAGCAGCGGAGGAGGCGGCAGCGGCGGCUCGGGCGGGCCCACCCGCCGUCCGCGCGGCCGACCCGCGGGGUCCAAGAACAAGCCCAAGCCGCCCAUCAUCGUGACGCGCGACAGCCCCAACGCGCUGCACUCGCACGUCCUCGAGGUCUCCGCGGGGGCCGAUAUCGUCGACUGCGUCUCCGAGUACGCGCGCCGCCGCGGCCGUGGCGUCUGUGUGCUGAGCGGCGGCGGCGCCGUCGUCAACGUGGCGCUCCGCCAGCCGGGUGCGUCGCCCCCGGGCAGCGUGGUGGCCACGCUCCGGGGCCGGUUCGAGAUCCUCUCGCUCACCGGCACGGUGCUGCCGCCGCCCGCGCCCCCUGGCGCCAGUGGCCUCACCGUGUUCCUCUCCGGCGGGCAGGGCCAGGUGAUCGGCGGUAGCGUGGUGGGAACUCUGGUCGCCGCGGGGCCCGUCGUCCUGAUGGCCGCGUCGUUCUCGAACGCCGUGUACGAGCGGCUCCCGCUGGAGGGGGAGGAAGAGGAGGUGGCAGCCGCCGCCGCUGGAGCGGAAGCGCAAGAUCAAGUGGCACAGUCAGGCGGGCCACCAGGGCAGCAGCCGGCGGCAUCGCAGUCCUCCGGCGUGACCGGAGGCGAUGCUGGCGGCAUGUCGCUCUACAACCUUGCCGGCGGGAAUGUGGGGAACUACCAGCUUCCCGGAGAUAACUUUGGAGCCUGGGGUGGCGGCGGUGGCGGAGUCAGGCCACCGUUCUGA